AUGGCAGACAAGACAUCAACUAGUUUAUUGAGAGGAGGACAGGGCCAGCUACAGAUGGACCAACGGCUCUUGGAAGCAUCCACAUCCGGCAAUUCCACAUCAAUGAAGGAGAUGGCCUCGCGAAAUCCAUGCAUUCUUCUUGGAACAACUCUAGCUAGGAACACCUGUCUUCACAUAUCCUCGACCCACGGGCACCAGGCAUUUUGCACGGAUGUGGUGGCGCUGGAGGAGUCUCUCCUCACUGCAGUAAACUUGGAUUGGGAGACGCCACUUCUUGCCGCGGUGAAAAGUGGUUUUGUCAUCUUGGCUUCCGUUCUAAUCCAAUGCUACCGUGCACGGGGACUCAUAGAGGCAAUCUUGUGGCAAGACAUUGAUGGCUGCAAUGUACUGCACCACGCAAUACGCAGUGGCCACAGGGAGCUUGCGCUGAAGCUGAUAGAGGCAGCACCCGCUCUGUCGACACAUGUGAACAUAUUUAACGAGUCACCCAUGUACAUCGCAGCGAUGAGAGACUUCACUGAUAUUUCAGAGAAAUUACUGGAAAUUCCUGACUCUGCUCAUAUGGGACCAUUCGGCAAUAACACUCUGCUGGCUGCUGUGAGAAAUGCAAACUCAGGUUUGGCAAAAAGAAUUAUGGAAACACGUCCUUGGCUGGCCAGAGAAACUAACAAAACGGGAGCUACUCCACUAAGUGUAGCUUUAUAUCUUCACCAGAUUGGCGUGGUACGCGUAUUGCUGGAACAUGAUUGCUCUUUAGGGUAUAAGGUGCCAAGUAACGGCGCACCUUUCCUUAGUCAAGCUGCAGCUGGAGGACAUAUCGAUGUUGCUCAAGUGCUUCUUCACCACUGUCCUGAUACUCCUUACCGUGCAACAAAUGAUCCGUAUUGGACGUGCCUUCAUACAGCUAUAGACCAAGAUCACGUGGAGUUUGUGGAAUUCAUUUUGAGAACUCCACAACUUCGUAAACUCAUUAAUAUGCGAGACGUGUAUGGGAAAACUGCUCUACAUUAUGCAGUACAGAGCUGCAAUCCAAAAAUGGUUGCUGCUUUGCUGUCUCACGAAGAUAUAGACAUAUCGGUGCUUGAUAAUCAUGGUAAUGUACCAGCUUGGGAAUUGAUGGACUUCGCGGAUCAUGCCAAGACUUUAAAUUGGAAUGAAGUGAACAUGCUUAUGCUGAGAGCUGAUCCCAGAUGUGCCACCAUAUCUUAUAAUCUUCACAGACGUACAAAACAGCAGGCGACUAUGAAAUCAAGGAUGGAAGCGAAGUCACUAACUAAAACAUACACAAGUAACACUUCGUUAGUGGCGAUACUCAUGGCAACAAUAACCUUUGCAGCCGCCUUCACCCUUCCUGGAGGUUAUGACAAUGAUGCUGGAAGUGAGGGACUUCCCAUCAUGUCUAGGAAGUUUGCAUUCCAGGCAUUCUUGAUUUCUGACGUCUUGGCAUUGUGCUCCUCGUUUGCCGUGGCCUUCAUAUGCAUCAUAGCAAGGUGGGAGGAUUACGAGUUCUUGAUUUAUUACAGAUCCUUCACUAAGAAGCUCAUGUGGUUUGCAUACGUGGCAACUACUACUGCCUUUUCAACUGGUUUAUACACUGUGCUGGCUUCACGCCUCCACUGGUUAGCCAUUGCAAUUUGUCUUAUGGUAGCUUUGUUGCCCAUUCUCACAAAGCUGCUUGGUGAAUGGCCUAUCUUGAAGCUCAGAUUGAAGUUGGGUAAAGAUUUCAAGUCUGAUUUCCUUGAUAUGGUCUGA
Messenger RNA from Triticum aestivum (bread wheat), 1752 nucleotides. Its product is annotated as ankyrin repeat-containing protein At2g01680-like. Gene Ontology annotation, cellular component: plasma membrane. Gene Ontology annotation, molecular function: protein binding. The transcript has 3 exons. NCBI's taxonomy places the organism in Eukaryota, Viridiplantae, Streptophyta, Magnoliopsida, Poales, Poaceae. Bases 1 to 1752 code for a protein of 583 amino acids. The record is from RefSeq and is a predicted model, not a curated record.